AUGGGGAAGGAUGAGGAUGAGGAGGAGGGAGACCAAGGACGACGCGACGACGAUAAGUGGGUAUAUGUACAAGGAAUUCACCGAACACGUCAAUUCAACCGGCUCACCCGAAAAGAUUGGCACCCAAAAUUCUCCGGUUUAUUCGUGUUUCGAGUCGAGUCGGGCCGUCUUUCAAGAUUUCUGCAUGAUCGACGUUGCGCUGCUCAGUUUCGAAUUUGCUCCCGUGACCGCAUCGUUUUCUGCUUUUGCCGAGUGGACCGCCGCCCAAAGCCACCAUCCUCUGUCCACGGCCACGGAUUCGGCGAGAUGCACCAAGCUUGUAAGUUCAGCAUUGGUGCCAGAAUCAACACGACCGUGACCACCACCAUCUCUUCCUCUGAGCCUGCAGAAGCCAAGCUCAGCUUCCGCAUCGCUUCGGUAUGGCUUACAGCUCUGGAAACAAGGAUCGUCAGCCGCCCACCAGACCGCGUGCCUUUGACGAUUCGGACGACGACGACGAUGCUCACAACGCUUCGUCGUCCAGUCGGCGUCAAGAAGAGAUCGUCUCGUUCGGCCGUGACGGUGCCAAGGGACGCCGACCUUCCCCAACGCCAACAGCUCCACGUGUGA
Molecule: messenger RNA, 609 nt
Organism: Pseudozyma hubeiensis SY62
Lineage: Eukaryota; Fungi; Basidiomycota; Ustilaginomycetes; Ustilaginales; Ustilaginaceae
Product: sequence orphan
Exons: 3
Coding region: 1-609 (202 amino acids)
Source: RefSeq, a predicted model, not a curated record